AUGUGGAUACCUGACAAAUCAGGGUCUAGAUUAGAUCUGCUUGCAACCACUGGUGACUAUCUCAGACUAUGGGAGCUAACAAGUCAGAAAACAAUUAAAUUAAAGAGUUUAUUAUCAAGUAGUAAAAGUACAGAAUUUUGUGCACCAUUAUCAUCUUUUGAUUGGAAUGAAUCCGAUCCUACAUUAUUAGCAACAUCUAGUAUAGAUACAACUUGUACAAUAUGGAAUAUAGAAACACAACAACCAAAAACACAAUUGAUUGCACAUGAUAAAGAGGUGUUUGAUGUGGCAUUUGCAAGAGGAACCGAUCUGUUUGCUUCGGUGGGUGCAGAUGGUUCACUGAGAAUGUUUGAUCUGAGGAACUUGGAACACUCCACUAUCAUCUAUGAGACACCGCAAUUUACACCACUGCUUCGACUGUGUUGGAACAAACAAGAUCCCAACUAUCUCGCAACUAUUCAACAAGAUUCACCAAAGAUUAUCAUUCUCGAUAUUAGAGUACCGUCGGUACCCGCCGCAGAGCUGGUCUUCCACAAGUCAGCGGUCAACGGAAUCGCAUGGGCACCUCACUCCAGUUGUCAUAUAUGUACGGUCGGUGACGACAAACAAGCUUUAAUUUGGGAUUUAUCAUCACUGCCAAAACCAAUUGAAGAUCCACUUUUGACAUAUGGUGCAGAUGCAGAGAUUAAUCAAUUGAAUUGGUCAUCAAGUCAACCCGAUUGGAUUGCAAUUGCAUUUGGUCAAGGAUUACAAAUAUUAAAAGUUUAA
Molecule: messenger RNA, 768 nt
Organism: Heterostelium album PN500
Lineage: Eukaryota; Evosea; Eumycetozoa; Acytosteliales; Acytosteliaceae
Gene: wdr68
Product: WD40 repeat-containing protein
Exons: 4
Coding region: 1-768 (255 amino acids)
Cellular component (GO): nucleus
Molecular function (GO): protein binding
Source: RefSeq, a predicted model, not a curated record